AUGAGUCCUGGCCGCAACAAUUUCGUUCCGCAUCCGAUCCGAGUGUCACAGCUAAACCAUUACCGGAUAGACAAUCCUGUACCGACUGUGCCAAAACAUAAGCCAAAGCGGGUGACCUUCAGGGAAGUGAUCCGGGAAACGUUCUACGAUUAUGCUGAAAUGACGAAAGUUAACGGAAUGUACUACCUACAGCGGAACGUAACCUCCGGCAUCCCGAGACUGUUGUGGAUUGUUUUGCUGGCAACAUCUCUGUGCCUCGGUGUAGUGCUAGUGUUUUUACUAUGGAAAAAAUACGUCGAUUCACCGACUCGGAUGACCGUUGCCCCGGAAAUGGCUGUACUGCAGGUUCCGUUUCCUGCGGUUACAAUUUGCCACCCGCAAAGUGUAAUGGACUACAGGGCGGAAAAGCUUGUCGAUAAACUCAAACUUCCACUGGGGGCCACGCGGGAAACGGUCCUUGAGUCGCUACCUGCCUUGGGAUACUUUAACGAGCACCAAUGGAGCUUUCCUCGGAUGCAGAAUUUGCAGCUGAUCGACAAUCUUCUGAUAAUGAACAAUCUUACCGUUGAGGAGGCAAUCCAGGAACUAGGAAUGACAUGUAAAGACCUCAUUGUUGUUUGCUACUGGGCAAGGAAACGAUUUCCCUGCUUUGGUAAUGAUACGUUUCUGAACUGGACGGAUUCUACCAGCCACUAUGGUGCUUGCUGUUCUUUCAACUAUCAUCCAAUCGUUCAAAAAUCGAUGAUUCCGUUUGCGGUCAACACCUAUGGCAUUCACGGUGGUUUGAGCGUUAUUGGAACCGGGUUUCCGGAAGCCUCUGACGGAAAAUCCGGUGCUCUCUAUUCGGAAGGACUUAUGUUAAUGAUCCAUCAUCCACACGACUUCGCAGUGGAAGGAGCACCGCUAACACUUCUUGGGCUAGGUUCGGAAACAUUCAUCAGUGUAUCUCCAACGGACUCACGGUGUUCUGAGCAGGUUAUGCUACUGCCUCAGACUCAACGUUCCUGCAUCAUAGGAAAGGACUUUCCUACACCUAUUGAAAACUAUCGCCAGCCUACCUGCAUGUUGGAAUGCUUGCGGGACGAAAUUCAUAGAAAGUGUGGAUGUCAUCCAUACCAUCUCCCUAGCCAAUCGCAAAUCCCUGGUAGAACUAAACAAAUUCGGAAGUGUGCCGUGGAAGAUUCGAUGUGCCUUAUUGACAAUUACUAUAUGUUUCAAAGAAUCCAGUGCGACUGUCUUCCAGCUUGCGGUGACGUAACAUACAAAACAUCUUCAGUGGUAUCGGAUUUCGCCGCUCAUAAAUUUUCAAUGAACAAAUUCUACUCGGAAACAAACCUGACGAAAUCUGAAUUCAUUUUUCACGUGUAUCUGAAUAAUCAACUGGUUCCGGCUAACAGACGUGUUGUGGUAGUUUCCUGGAUAUCACUUUUAGCCAAUCUCGGAGGCGUGUUUAGCUUAUGCUUGGGAAUGAGCGUACUUUCGUUGUUUGAGAUAUUUUUCUAUGUUUUCUUUCGGUUCUACAGAAUCUUUCAGAAACUUAAAUCCGAAAAGGAAGGAGUCAUCUUUGUAACUUCCAUCACAGAGCAGCAGUUUCAUGAGAAAAGGAUGAAGCAAUUCGGAUAA
This is a messenger RNA of Sabethes cyaneus, 1623 nucleotides long. Its product is annotated as sodium channel protein Nach-like. Gene Ontology annotation, molecular function: ligand-gated sodium channel activity. Gene Ontology annotation, cellular component: membrane. The transcript is spliced from 6 exons. NCBI's taxonomy places the organism in Eukaryota, Metazoa, Arthropoda, Insecta, Diptera, Culicidae. The record is from RefSeq and is a predicted model, not a curated record. The coding region runs from base 1 to 1623 and encodes 540 amino acids. Gene Ontology annotation, biological process: sodium ion transmembrane transport.